CGAGCGCUAGGGCCCUGGAGGUCAGUAAGCCGGGCCGCGGGCUGCUCCGAGAAGUAGAACCGGGAUCCGGGACGCGCGAGACCAGGAGAACAAUCUUGGACCAUGGCUCAGCAACCACUUCGAGGAGUGACCAGCCUCCGUUUCAACCAAGACCAGAGCUGUUUUUGCUGUGCCAUGGAGACUGGCGUGCGUAUCUACAAUGUGGAGCCAUUGAUGGAGAAGGGGCAUCUGGACCACGAGCAGGUAGGCAGCAUGGGCCUGGUGGAGAUGCUACACCGCUCCAAUCUGCUGGCCCUGGUAGGCGGUGGUAGCAGUCCCAAGUUCUCAGAGAUUUCAGUGCUGAUCUGGGACGAUGCCCGAGAAGGCAAGGACUCCAAGGACAAGCUGGUGCUGGAGUUCACCUUCACCAAGCCAGUCCUGGCUGUGCGCAUGCGCCAUGACAAGAUCGUGAUCGUGCUGAGGAACCGCAUCUACGUGUACUCUUUCCCUGACAAUCCCCGGAAGCUCUUUGAGUUUGACACCCGGGACAACCCCAAGGGGCUCUGUGACCUCUGCCCCAGCCUGGAGAAACAACUAUUAGUGUUCCCGGGACACAAGUGCGGGAGUCUGCAGCUUGUGGACUUGGCGAGCACAAAACCUGGUACUUCAUCUGCUCCGUUUACCAUCAAUGCGCAUCAGAGUGAUAUAGCCUGUGUGUCCCUGAACCAGCCAGGCACUGUAGUGGCCUCGGCCUCCCAGAAGGGCACCCUUAUCCGUCUUUUUGACACACAGUCCAAAGAGAAACUGGUGGAACUGCGCCGAGGCACGGACCCUGCCACCCUUUACUGCAUCAACUUCAGCCAUGACUCCUCCUUCCUUUGCGCCUCCAGUGAUAAGGGCACCGUCCAUAUCUUUGCUCUCAAGGACACCCGCCUCAACCGCCGCUCAGCGCUGGCUCGCGUGGGCAAGGUGGGACCUAUGAUUGGGCAGUACGUGGACUCUCAAUGGAGCCUGGCAAGCUUCACGGUGCCCGCAGAGUCUGCCUGCAUCUGCGCCUUUGGACGCAAUACUUCCAAGAACGUCAACUCUGUCAUUGCCAUCUGUGUCGAUGGGACCUUCCACAAAUACGUCUUCACUCCGGAUGGAAACUGCAACAGGGAGGCUUUUGACGUGUACCUUGACAUCUGUGAUGAUGAUGACUUUUGAGGACCUUGGGGGGCUAUGUGAGGGACCUGUAGUAGCAGUUUGCAUAGCUGUGCCUUUGGGGAAGGAUUGAUGUAGAAGCCACAGCCAGCAAGCAUUAAUAGGGUGGUGGUCAGUUUCCUUCCAUUCAGUAGAGCUAGAUGUCUGUAAACAGUGAAGCACUCAUUCCUGACCACAUGCCUGCGGGGUCAGGCCAGAGAGACAGCCUACUCCUCAGGCUCUGAGCCUGGAGAAGACCUCCAGAGACCUGGAGGGAAUGCCCUAAUCCAAUCCGAUGAGAUGAAGGGAUCUCUGCUGUGAUGAAUGUAAAUAAAAACAAGACAAAACAAAAACACCAACAACCAAAAGA
Molecule: messenger RNA, 1531 nt
Organism: Echinops telfairi (small Madagascar hedgehog)
Lineage: Eukaryota; Metazoa; Chordata; Mammalia; Afrosoricida; Tenrecidae
Gene: WDR45
Product: WD repeat domain 45
Exons: 11
Coding region: 103-1185 (360 amino acids)
Biological process (GO): protein lipidation; nucleophagy; protein localization to phagophore assembly site
Cellular component (GO): cytosol; phagophore assembly site membrane; extrinsic component of membrane
Molecular function (GO): protein binding; phosphatidylinositol-3,5-bisphosphate binding; phosphatidylinositol-3-phosphate binding
Source: RefSeq, a predicted model, not a curated record